Triplophysa dalaica is the source of this 1062-nucleotide messenger RNA. RefSeq names its product beta-1,3-galactosyltransferase 2. Bases 1 to 1062 code for a protein of 353 amino acids. The record is from RefSeq and is a predicted model, not a curated record. Gene Ontology annotation, cellular component: membrane. The transcript has 2 exons. Gene Ontology annotation, molecular function: N-acetyl-beta-D-glucosaminide beta-(1,3)-galactosyltransferase activity. Lineage: Eukaryota; Metazoa; Chordata; Actinopteri; Cypriniformes; Nemacheilidae.
AUGGUGGAGUACGUUUGCAUCAAUGAGGAACAAAGACAUGUGAAAAGACUUGAAUUUAGAGAUAAGAUCAGAUCUCUGCGUUCAUGCGUCUUCUCCAUCCCUUUGCUGGUCCUGUUCCUGUUCUACUACAUUGAUCCCUAUGUAUUAACAGAGACCUGGGCAUUAACCGUCGGAUUUCUUUCCGAGACAUUUAUCAUAAGCAACGAAUCACAGUCUUUGAGGCUUUCUGAUCAAUAUUACGUGAAUUAUCCGCAGAAGUAUCAUUUUGUCACAAAUGAGCCCGAGAAAUGUCGGAAGGAAAACACUUUUGUGGUUUUGAUGGUGCCAGUAGCUUCAGGCAACACGGCCGCCCGGGAUGCCAUCCGUGCAACGUGGGGUACGGAGAAGUUGGUGGAGAACAAGGUGGUGAGCAUGUUCUUUCUCCUGGGUUCGUCAAGCUCAGAAAAAAACACAAAGGUAAAAAAACAAUUGCUGGAGGAAAGCACCAGGUAUCACGAUAUCCUGCAAUGCGAUUUCUUGGACACCUACCAUAAUCUCACAAUUAAGACGAUGGUGAUGCUUGAAUGGUUAGCUCGAUACUGUCAGAACGCUUCUUAUGCCAUGAAGGUCGACUCUGAUAUAUUUCUCAACGUCAACAACUUAGUGAAAAUGCUUCUGUCUGCACCAACUGAGAACUAUAUGACUGGACUUGUGACUAGGGCUGGUAGGGUAUUGAGGGACCCUCGCUCUAAAUGGUACCUUCCAAAAACCGUUUACACCCCAGCUUUGUAUCCACCCUACGCUCUGGGAUUGGGGUAUGUGCUCUCUUUAGACCUGCCGAAGAAGCUUGUUGAAGCAGCCAAACGCGUCAAAGCAGUUUACAUAGAGGACGUCUAUUUGGGAAUGUGCAUGAAGCAUUUAGGAAUAUCACCAACUUAUCCAUCAAGAAACGACUUGUUUCACGUGUUCCCUGUGAAAUAUAACCGCUGCCGAUAUUCCAAACUCAUCGCCACGACUACACGAAGUUUAAGAGAUCAAGUAGAGUUUUGGAAGGAUUUGCAAAAACCACAGCGACCUUGCUAG